This is a messenger RNA of Scatophagus argus, 4301 nucleotides long. RefSeq names its product adhesion G protein-coupled receptor E5. NCBI's taxonomy places the organism in Eukaryota, Metazoa, Chordata, Actinopteri, Scatophagidae. Gene Ontology annotation, cellular component: membrane. The record is from RefSeq and is a predicted model, not a curated record. Gene Ontology annotation, biological process: adenylate cyclase-activating G protein-coupled receptor signaling pathway; cell surface receptor signaling pathway. The transcript has 17 exons. Bases 305 to 2500 code for a protein of 731 amino acids. Gene Ontology annotation, molecular function: calcium ion binding; G protein-coupled receptor activity.
GAGAGAGAGAGGCAUGGUCAGAGACUGAGAGCCUGAAUCUGAGAGAGGAAGAAAGCUGGUGAAGGUUCACUGUUUUUUUUCCUGCCACACAGAAUUAUCCCCUACAGAAAGGAUUGAUCUUUUUUAACACUUACUUUUUGUUCUUUCAUUCUCAGUCUUUGUGAAUUUAUGGACUAUGGACUACAGAGGAAUCUGAAAAAAUAGUAAAACCUUCCAUGAACUUUGUGACAGUAUCUGAACUUUUAUUACAGACAUCAACCAGUUCUGAUAUCAGCUGUGUCGGAAUAUCUGGCUUUCCUUUAACAUGGGGUCUGUGAAGGAACUAUUUCAUCUUGGCCUAUUAUGUAUGCUGUGGAAAUGUCUCUCUGGGUGUGACCAGGGCUUCAACAGAAUAAACCGUGAAUGUGUCGAUGUGGAUGACUGCAAAGAAACCCCCAAUCUAUGUGGGAAUCACUCAAAAUGCUUUAACACAAAUGGCAGCUAUUACUGUAAUUGUGAGCCUGGCUUCAAAAACCAAGGGGGUGUUAACUUCACAGCGUUAGAUGGAGAGUGCAGAGAUGACAAUGAAUGCACCAAUAACAACACAAUCUGCGGUCAUGGUGGGAAGUGUUUCAACCUGAUUGGGAGCUUCAACUGCACCUGCCAUCCUGGGUAUACCAACAACAACCAUAUCCGUGAAGUCUGUAAAGACAUAAAUGAAUGCAGUACAGGUGAAGACCUCUGCAAAAAAGGGACUUGUGAAAACAUUGAUGGGAGUUACUGGUGCCGGUGUCUGAAAGGAUACACUAAUUAUGGCAUUGAAAAGACCCCAUGUUCAAAACUUGACUGCGACAACUUCAGCGUGGACAGCAAGAAUGCACCAUCGCUUGGAGGGCUUGCAGACAUUUUGUUAAUGAUGAGAAACAGCUGCUUGGCUCUGUCGAACCCAAGUGCUGCUGGUGAAGUGAAACCUGAAGGAGAGGCGCUACUUGAGAAACUUUUCACAGCGACCGAGGUUGUGCUGUCCCCUGGUUACCUGGACAGAAGUGAAGAUGUGAGCCAUCUGCUCAGUACGGUGGAGAAAGCUAUUAUGCUCAUUGGUCCACAACUCAAAGACCACAACACCAAGCUAGAGACCAGUGAGACAGUAGACGCAGUGAUUGCAGUGCAGAGGGGAAAGACUCGACCCACUGGACCAAUCCAUCUGAGCAGUGAGAAUGCUGCACUUGACACUGACUGGACAACAGCAGCUGGCAUGGGAUCAUAUCCUGGUUUUGCUCUGGCUGCACUAUUGAGCUACAAGAAUCUUGAGAUCUCUGUUAAUGGUUCCUUUGAGGAGCUCACAGAAUAUGAAAAAGAUGGUGCGGAACCGACAUUUAAUGUCUCCUCUAGAGUUGUGUCUGUUGUGGUCUCCAACCCAUCCACUGAGAACCUGAGCCACCAUGUCAACAUCACACUGAGACAUCUACAGAAAAAAAAGGAGUCUCGUGAAGUGAGAUACAUCUGUGUGUACUGGACUGAGAGAGGGACCUGGUCGUCAGAUGGUUGUGAUACACAUCACCCCAACACAACAUACACUGUGUGUAAAUGUAAUCAUCUGAGCAGCUUUGCUGUGCUCAUGGCACUCUACCCUAUGGAGCACCCCUUUGAACUCGUGCUGAUGACCAAGAUAGGGUUGGGCUUAUCCCUGCUGUGUCUCAUUCUGUGCAUCCUGACGUUCAAGUUCUGCCGUUCCAUACAAGGGACUCGAACCACGAUCCACCUUCACCUGUGCAUCUGCCUCUUCAUGGCUGACCUCUUCUUUCUGACUGGCAUUUCACAAACUGAACCUGUGGCCGGCUGCAGGUUUAUUGCAGCGAUGCUCCAUUUCUUCUUUUUGGGGGUGUUUUCCUGGAUGCUGUUGGAAGGGGUGCAGCUUUACUGUAUGGUGGUCCGGGUCUUCAAUGCCACCAUUCGACCUCUCUAUCUAUUCAUCACUGGUUACGGGGCACCCCUUGUUAUCGUCAUUAUAUCUGCCAUCAUUAGACCAACGGGAUACGGCACUAACAAGCACUGCUGGCUUUCACUUAAAGACGGCCUCAUCUGGAGUUUUUUUGGCCCUGUGUGCUUCGUCAUCAUCGCCAACGUCUUCUUUUUCAUCAUCACUGUCUGGAAACUGGCCCAGAAAUUUGCCAGCCUCAACCCAGACCUCUCCAAACUACACAAAAUUAAAGCUUUCACAGUGACAGCAAUCGCCCAGAUGUGUAUACUGGGUCUGAUGUGGGUGUUUGGGGCCUUCCUGUUUCAAGAGUUCUCUAUGGUGGCAGCAUAUAUCUUCACUUUCCUCAACAGCCUGCAGGGAGUGCUGGUUUUCAUCAUGCACUGCCUCUUGUCUAAACAGGUGAGAGAUGAGUACGCCCAUUUCCUGUCCUGUAUCUGCACACCACAGAAGAGAUACUCUGACUUCAGCAGUACCAAUCCCUCCAGUAGUCAGUCACAAGCUUCUCAGAGUGGGCGGCACACGAGCGAAUCCAAAAUAUGAAGCGCUCUACCUUUUACCCAAAGACAGACUAUCACACCUAUCUGGACUAAGUUAUGCCUUAUUUUAAAGGUCUGGAUCACUUGGAAUGAAGAUUCAGUCAUUAUUUACUCACCUUGAUAUCAAAAGAAUAUCUGUUUUAGUUUUGUUGAUUACAACUAAUCAAGAACACCUCCCAAGAUAAAUCUGAGCGGUCAAAGAAAGAACAAGAAAGAAAGACAAUGAGAGAACAUAUUUCUGAUAUACAAAACUGAGUAAAUCUUUUUUUGAAUUGUAAAUAUGGCAAAUAUGUUAGGAGUUGCUGCCUUAAACAUGCAUCUAAUUAAGCCCAGUAGUCAAAUCUCAGAGCCUGUAUUUAAUGGGAUCAUUAUUUUGUUUACGUAACAGAACAUAAAUAUGAGUGGAAAUAUCUGCCAGUCGGUUGCAUUUGCAUUAAAAUGUUGCCUAUUUUCCUCAUGCAUACUUCUACAUUACUCUUACAGUGGAAGUUGCAGUAACAAUGACUGAAUUUCAUUUUGAAGUGAAGUUAUCCUAUCCCACAUGUGUGAUUAACAGCUGGCAGUGGACGACUUCUAAAAGUCUUUAUUGAGGAACUAUUUAAGUUACAGUGAAGAUAUUUUGGUAGCUUAUCAGUUCAUCCAAAAACAUAUCAUAACCUUGACAUAAGCUGUAUUCCCUUUGGAUUAAAAAUGAUGAUGAUAUAGACUAUUUAUUUUCAAGUACAGACUAUAAAGUCUACAACGUGUAGGCUACAAGAAAAUAUGAGUGAUGCUCUUAAUGCUUAGAACAUGAGCAAGCAGUUUGUAUUGUUUAUUUUAUAUAAAUGUUUUAUGUCGAUGUAAAGAUGGGCGUGUUUCUGUUCAAGAGAUCUUUAUAGAGAAUAUUUGUGUUCAUGUUGUGGCGGUUCCCUUCAUGUCCCUGCUAAUUCCAUGUGGGUUUUAUGUCUGUAGUUUUUCUUAAUUUUAAACAAAAUAAGUGACAUUUUUAAUCACUUGUGGCUGUUUUCAAAGAAUUUACUGUAUCUUGGUUUACAGUUGAGCUGUGCCUUUUGUCACCGUUGUAUGUUUUUUUUUUUUUCCAAACCAAAUUUGACAACAGCAGAUCCGCCCUUCUGACAAGACUGUAGCUUCCUGCACUCAGACUCUUCUUAUUUUGUUUUCUUAUUAAAGGUAUUAGCUUGUGCCUUCAGCCAUUUCGAUGAGGUCUAAUGGGAGUUGUACAGACCUGAGGGUUGUUGUCUUUUUUUUAUUGCACUUUUUCUUUGUAAAGAAUGAUAAUCCAGCACAUCUUCACUCACAGUGUGCAUGGGAGAAACUAGAAAACUUGAGAACCAGCCUCACUUACAGAACCUGAGCAGUUUACCGGUUGUAAUGAAGUGUGCAAUUAUAUUUUUGUAUUUUAUAGGAAUUAAGGAAAGAAGAGAGACCAUUUAGAUGUUAGAUAAAUCGAUUUAUGUCACUGAUUUUGCUGUAUGCUGUUUGUUUUUACAGUAAACUGCCUAAUUAAAGCCACGUGUGUUGGAUUUCAACAGCUAAACUAUUCUCUGGUUCUUACACUUGGCUGCACAUUCAUGUGACCACCAAUACCUUUUAUUCAUGCAUUGCUAAAUGUAUUUUUGUAUGAAAAGCUAAAUACAUUAUGCAGCAUUCUGUGAAUGUAAGAAUCUUAUUGUUAAAAUAUACUUUAGUUAUUGUAGUUUGAAGGUAUGAACUUAUUUUUCUACUUUGUUUCAAAAUUCUGUGUUGUUCGGUACUGUUUUCUUUCAAGAAUAUACAUUACAAAUUUUAUUAAAGCUUCUAAUUCA